This is a messenger RNA of Onychostruthus taczanowskii (white-rumped snowfinch), 3516 nucleotides long. It is a transcript of the gene MAMDC2, whose product is annotated as MAM domain containing 2. NCBI's taxonomy places the organism in Eukaryota, Metazoa, Chordata, Aves, Passeriformes, Passeridae. Gene Ontology annotation, cellular component: membrane. The coding region runs from base 97 to 2148 and encodes 683 amino acids. The record is from RefSeq and is a predicted model, not a curated record. The transcript is spliced from 14 exons.
CGCCGUGUCCGCGGUCCCUCCCCGUCCCUGCCGUGCCCCGCCGGGGUGCCGAGCGCCCGCGCUCAGCCCCGCCGCCAGCCCGGCCCGGCGCGGAAGAUGCUGCGGCUCUGCCUGCUCGCCGCGCACGCUCUACGGCUCGCCGGGGCGGCCUUGCUUUCGCCCGGGUCGUGCACCUUCGAGGACAGCGCCUGCGGCUACCAGUGGGACUACGCGCAUCUGCCCUGGACGCUGCACGGCGAAGGACAUUACAUUUCUGUGGAUACGUCUUACGAGGGUGAGAAAGCAGUGCUCUCCAGCCCUGAUCUCUACUCCGAGGAAUGGAGCUGUGUCAGACUGAUCUAUCAGAUAGCAACAACUUUAGACACCUCACCUGAUCCUGCCAGGCUCAACCUGUACCUGAGGCAGGAAGGGGAAAGUUUUGAUCGUUUGCUGUGGUCAGCCAAGGAGCCAUCAGACAGCUGGCUCAUAGCUAGCUUGGAUUUAACAAACAGCACAAAGAAGUAUAAGCUGGUACUGGAAGCCAAAAUGGGACAAGAUAAAUCCACGAGUAUAGCAGUUUUUGAAAUCAAAAUAACUUCUGGAUAUUGUGUUGAAUGUGACUUUGAAGAAAAUCAUCUUUGUGGCUAUGUGAACCGCUGGAAUCCUAACGUCAACUGGUUUGUUGGUGGAGGGAACAUUCGGAAUUCUCAGUCUAUCCUGCCCAAAGACCACACACUUAACAGUGCACUGGGUCACUACAUGUAUGUGGACUCUGUUUAUGUCAAACAUUUUCAGGAAGUGGCUCAGCUAAUCUCACCAAAGACCACAGCCCCAAUAUCUGGCUGCUUAUCUUUUUAUUAUCAACUUAAGCAGGAAAGCAGCAUUGUUUUUACUGUUUACCUAAGAGAUAUGAGUGGCUUUUAUGAAGAGAUCUGGAAAACAGACAGUGCACUGAAUGCAGACUGGGCACUGGCAGAAGUCGACUUCAAUGCACCGUAUCCCAUGGAGGUAAUAUUUGAAGUUGCUUUCAAUAGCGCCAAGGGAGGUUAUGUUGCCCUUGAUGACAUUUCUUUCUCUCCGGUUUACUGCAGCAAUCAGACAGGAGUUCCUUUCAAUCCUGCCAAUGCAGGCUGCAAUUUUGAGGAAGAUCUGUGUAAUUUUUACCAAGAUCACAAAGAUGGCCCAGGAUGGAGCAGAGUGAAAGUGAAGCGCAAUGUGUAUAGAGCAGGAGAUCACACUACUGGAUUCGGCUAUUAUUUGUUGGCAAAUACAAAGUUUACAUCACAGCCUGGGUACAUUGGACGUCUGUAUGGCCCAACCCUGCCAGGAAACUUGCAGUUUUGUCUGCGUUUUUAUUAUGCCUUAUAUGGGUUUUUUAAGAUGAGUGGCACUCUUGCAGUUUAUAUCUUUGAGGAGAAUCAUGUUGUUCAAGAGAAAAUCUGGUCUGUCUUGGACUCUCCAAAGGGAGUUUGGACUCAAGCUGAAAUCUCCUUCAAAAAGCCUAUGCCUUGCAAGGUUGUCUUUGUUAGCUGGUGUAAAAGCUUCUGGGACUGUGGACUUGUGGCACUGGAUGAUGUAUCAUUGAGCCUGGGAAGCUGCCAGGCUGCUGAUUUGUUGCUGCCCACUCCUGGAGAAUGCACUUUUGAAAAAGAUGAGUGUGUGUUUACCCAGAAGAAGAGAGGUCGUGGGAGCUGGCAUAGGAAGAGGGGUCCAACUCCCACUUCUUACACUGGGCCGAAAGGAGACCACACUACUGGGGUAGGAUACUACAUGUAUAUAGAGGCAUCUAACAUGGUCUAUGGACAGAGAGCAUACCUAGUUUCAAGAUCACUAAGAGGAACAUCUGGAAAACAGUGCCUGACAUUUUUCUAUCAUAUGUAUGGAGCUGGGACUGGAUUGUUAAGUGUUUAUCUAAAAAAGGAAGGGGAUGAUGAAGAAAUACCUUUGUGGAGGAGGACAGGGGAACAAAGUAUCUCAUGGCUAAGGGGACUGAUAGAAUAUGAAAGUGAUAGAAACUACCAGAUUAUUUUUGAGGCAAUCCGCGGUGUGUCAAUAAGAAGUGACACUGCUAUUGAUGAUAUUCUGUUCCAGGCAGGACCUUGUUUGGAAGUGGAAGAAAUUCAAUUCUCAUCAGGCUAUCCUGACAGCUUAAACGAAAUUGAGUAUUAAAUACAGUCUGCUGAAAGGAAUGAAGCAUAUUGAAGAAUUGUAUGUGAGAAACUGCACAAACUGCCUAUUUAAAAAUAUUUUUUAAGUAAAUACUGGACUGGUUUGAAUACACACCAAUACAUAGGAAGAACUUGGAGCACUCAUGUUCCUCGCCUUUUCAAUGAAAUUAUUGACUCAGGGCUUCUUAGACCAUAACUUUUUGAUAUUAUUUCCUCUUUUGCAUGAGGCAUCAGUUAUUACAUAAAGGCUUCCCAUUUUACACAGAUCAUUAAUUUUUAAUUUUUUAAACAUUUCUGGUAUAUAAGUAAAAAGAGGAAAUUCAAGUUGCACAAUUGAAGUCCAAUAUUGCCUUAUCUUAAAUCUGCAUUCAGUGAAUGUUUUGUGUUGGGGAUAGAAUGGCCUUUUAUUAAGAAAAUUAUAAAUGUUUUGAAAUAACAAAGAAAAUAGUGUUAACUACUAGUAUUAUCCUACAGGUUAAGUGCAAUUAUUCUCAAUGACAAAUCUCUCUGGGAAACUUAAUACUCUGCUGGCCAUUUUUUGUGAUAGUGUAUUAUUUUACUAUAACAAAUAUAUUUGUCAAUAACAAACUCACUUUUAGUAUUCAGUAUAAUUCAGCAUAAGAUGCUGGCCUGUGGAAUUAUAUGAAAUGAGACACUUUAAAGCCAUAUGUUUUCUGGGAUGAGAGUCUUGUUGGUUUUUUUGGAGUUUUUUUAUUAAACAAGUUUGUACACUCACAGAGAAUGCACUUACACUUUGCCCACAACCGCAAAUGUCUUGCAUUUAUAUUAACAGGAAACUGAAUUCAUGUCUUGUUAUUUUUUUAAGGUUUUAUGUAUUUGUGUGUAAGGUUUUUUUUUUUCCAAAUUUGCUAUAACUUCCUAAUAAAAUGUUAAGUUUGAGUAUCAUCUUAUUGCUCUGCUCUAGAUUUCAUGCUAAUCAGUUCAAGGAGAAAGAACUGAACCUAAUAAAGUAGCCUGAAUUCAUUAUUUUGAACACGAAGAGAAUGAAAUGUGUGGAUCCCAUCACUUAAGAAGGCUAACAAAAAGUAAUCUGAACUGCUGCAGGAAGAUAUGUACUGAGUGGUAGAAAUUAUUCUUACAGCCACCAUAUCCUGGUCCUUUCAGAACUAAGAAUAUGCUUUUCCUAACAGCCUGUAAGGAUCAAUAGCACCUGGGAUGAUCUAGCCCUUCAUCUUUUGUACAUUUUAAUUUUGGUGACAGAAACAAUUGAAGAGAUUGUUCAAUGUACUACAUUCAAUACCCAUGUAUUUAUUUAACUACACAGAUGGAAGUAAUUUUUUGUUUCCUAGAGACUGAGGAAGAGCCAAAAGGAAUUGAUAUAUUAUCUGCCUCUGCUAGGUACCUACAG